ACUGACCUGUGAACAUCAGGACUGUUAUCAUAUACAAGUGGCUUGAGCAGCAGAAUGGAGAAUCAGAAAAACAUUUUCCUUAAGAAGACGUUUGUAGCCAUAACCGGUGCAAGCAGAGGAUUAGGAAGAUGUAUAGCACUACAAUUUGCAGCCAAGUUCCCUCCCAAUUCCGUCUUUGUACUUAUGGCAAGGAAUGAGCAAAAGUUGGAAAGUGUCAAGUCAGAAAUUUUGUCCCAGACACCGAAUGUCACUGUUCUGGUACGGCAAUAUGACCAGAGCAGUGUAGAAAAAGAUUACUUCAAAGGCAUAUUCAACGAAGUUUUGUCAGGAAACUACCUUUCGGAAAAUGACUUCGACCAAGUCAUGAUCGUGCAUAAUUGUGCUAAGGCCGUUGCGUUGUCAAAGUAUUGUUUGGAACUUUGCGACUCUGAAGAAGUGAGGAAUGCCUUCAACAUCAAUCUAAUAGGGAUGAUCCUACUUAACACCAGCUUCUUCCAGACAUUUUCUGAUUCCAAGAAAUCCCGGGUGGUGGUCAUUAUGUCAUCAGCAUGUACUUCGAUUCCUAUGAGAUGCAUGCAUCUAUACUCUGCAGCUAAAGCUGGCAGGGACAUGUAUAUGCGCGUGUUAGCCGCAGAGGAACCGUCAUUGCGGAUACUGACUUUUGCUCCUGGUGCAUCGUAUACAGACAUGAUGACAGAAGUGGAGACGGAUUGUACUGACAAGGUCAUUGCUGAUAUGUUGAAACAAUUUCGGGAAGAUGGUAAAGUGACGCUUCCGGAGGUCCCAAUUUCCAAACUUGUGCAGAUCCUGGAGGAGAACACGUUUGAAAACGCUGUUUACGUAGAGAGCGAGAGUCUCUUUUGAACCUUUAUGCUUGUGGAUACUGAAAGUUUGUAUGAUACCGGGAAUACUGAACGAACUUCUGAUGCAUUAAAGGAAUUCUUACUUUACUUGGGCGUUCAGAGAGCACAAAGAAAUCCCCAUCAUCUUGCUUAUCCAUUAAUUGAAGAUUCCAAUUCAUAGAAAUUCCUAAAUGUAUACAUGUUGGAUUUGCAUUGCUGUAAUCAAAUUUAUUUACAUUGGAAUACGUCGUCAUGAAAUCAGAAUCAAUCAAAUUAGAUAAAAUAUGUUAUGACUUGUAUUAUAUCGUUAUGAAUGAAGCAGUUCGGAAUACACACAAGAAUUACCUUCAUUCUAAAAUUACCCAAUGUCAAAAUUUUCUUAAACAGAUUAAAAUAAGAGGUUACUGUACCUUAUAUACACUGUCAUACAUAAUUUCCUGCACAUUUUACAUAUUUGAAAUCCAGUAAAACAGAUUUAUUUAUG
Pecten maximus is the source of this 1326-nucleotide messenger RNA. Its product is annotated as sepiapterin reductase-like. Gene Ontology annotation, biological process: tetrahydrobiopterin biosynthetic process. The coding region runs from base 55 to 864 and encodes 269 amino acids. NCBI's taxonomy places the organism in Eukaryota, Metazoa, Mollusca, Bivalvia, Pectinida, Pectinidae. The transcript is spliced from 3 exons. The record is from RefSeq and is a predicted model, not a curated record. Gene Ontology annotation, molecular function: sepiapterin reductase (NADP+) activity.